Dothidotthia symphoricarpi CBS 119687 is the source of this 2804-nucleotide messenger RNA. RefSeq lists its product as uncharacterized. Bases 328 to 2568 code for a protein of 746 amino acids. The transcript has 2 exons. The record is from RefSeq and is a predicted model, not a curated record. Lineage: Eukaryota; Fungi; Ascomycota; Dothideomycetes; Pleosporales; Dothidotthiaceae.
ACUCCUCACCGUCUUGCGAACCCCAUCCUCUGCUGCGCUUUUUCAACGAUUCAUAUGUGACGCACGACAGUUACCGCCUGGUAUUUAGCGCAGACUAGUAACUCUUACCGCACGUCUGCGCCUUCUAGAAGAAUGCGUCGAACCACGCCGUACGCAUACAUAAACUUCAGGCAGACCACGACCCCAGCCUUACGACAUCUCUACGGCGAUUGAUUCGAAUAUUGUUCAAAAUUUGUCGAGCUCUUUUGUGAAUCACUGCCAGCACUAGCCCAACAUCAGUCAAGCACACCUAUCACACCUACGACAUUAUAUGUAGGAUCAGCGGCGAUGGCCGCUUCUCCGACCGCGCGGAUGACCCACUCCGUCAACCCUCACAUGCAUGCAUCCUACUCCCACCAUUUCUCACCUGCAUCAACGACGGGAUCCGAUUCGAGUUACUCUAGGCCCUCAAUGUCGCGGCGUCAGGACCCCAAGGUUCCAAAGCGACCAAAGCCCAAACGCCCAUCGUCCAAUUCCACCAAUGGAAAGCCAGCCCCCAAUGUUGGCUUUACAUUUAUCACAGCCACCGAGCCUGACGGGUUCAAGACGCCAGAGAACAUGGCCGUUGUGCGCAAGAUAGCGAUGGGCAAUUUUCUGCAUGAGAGAGACAUGAUCUCUCGGGAGUCAUCUGAGCUCAACAGUGAAGACUCGACACUGAGUCAUGGAAGUCAAGAAGGCACUCCUCAGCCCUCUGACCCAGGAGAUACAGCCAAGUUGGGUGUGGGUGAACCUUUGAGGUUGAGAAAGCCGAGCUCUUUGGCUAAAUAUACAAAUCUCAACAACCACCGUCAACCCACUUCCAGGCCAGGAACACAACUCGUGAAGCAUCAGCCGCUUGCUGGUUCCGGUCUGCUGGUUUCUCCUAUGAUAGAGCCGCCGCGAACUGGUGUAUUGCUCGACUACGAUGAACACCCGACGCCUCUGUUUGCUUCCUUCGGCAUGCCUUUCGACCCAUUCAACUCGAUGCAUCAAGCCAGUCAUCCCGCGGUAUUCGUCGAGGAACUGAAACAUUACUGUAGCCAGGAGUUUGGCACGCGGGCGAUGGGACAACAUUGGGUUAAAUUCAUAAUCAAAACGCCCCGCGCAUUCCUUAGCACAUUGAGUAUUGCAUCCGCACAUCGCGAUGCUUGGUCCGGAAAGGAUGUCGAAACCGUGCAAACCCUUGCGUUACGCCAGGAAAUUAUACAACUCAUUCGUCAGACGCUCCGCAACUCCGAUGAAUGCGUGGACGACGACAGUAUCGUUGCUUUGACGCAACUCAUCGUCAGCGAAGUGAUUGCAUGCGAGGAAUCUGCCACCGAAGUACACGAGAAAGGGUUGGUGGCCAUGAUGGAGAAACGCGGCGGAUUAAAUCGGCUUGAUUGGCGUCUAGCAUGUACCGUCUCAUGGGUAACUCUAGUCGCUGCCAUUCUUCGGGAGACAACACCACACACAAUGUACUCCGACUUCUGUACCUCUCAAUCACGCAAGAAGCAUCCACCCAACGCGACCAUACCAGAGUCGCCCAUCUACCGCCCGCGAUGCAGAUUUGAAACCCUUGAACGAUCAAACAAAUGUGAUAAGAGAGCGGAAAACUUACUACACGAAGCCCACGAGGUGAUCAGGCUUUUCUUGGAUGUCAGGAAGCAUGACCGACCUAACUCGGCGAAACUACGUACUCUGUGCGAGAAAAUUUGUGACGAACAGGUGUACCCUUCCGCAGCAAAGCUUCAACUGACAGAUGUCUUGACGCCGCGCGACUGGAUAUACGAGGCGAUUCGUAUCACUGCCACGAUCCAAGCUACUGCUAUCCUCAAACGUGUCCCACUCUCACAAGCCCUCAAGGAUGCCGCAAGCGAUAGCAAGAGCCUAUCUUCGCUUGACACGGCUUCGACCGCCUCGAGAUCUGACGACUCCCUAGUCUCCCCUAUGAGUUUCCUGCCCAACCUUUGGGGGUCAUCAAGUUCAGCGGCCACAGCCAGCCCUAGCUUCGGACAGCCUUUACCUUUCUCCCACAACACGCCACAUUCCUCUAUCACCUCGAUAUCUUCAUCUUCAUCAUUCGACUGGGGAUCCUUUCAAUCCCGCCCGUCGAUCGACUCGAUGCCUUCAACACGCCCGUCAAUCGGCUCAAUGGCUUCAUCCCGCCCAUCGAUCGCCUCGAAGGCUUCGUCUUUCUCGGAACCCAGCUACUUUCCGAAAUUUCGCGCCCCAGUGCCUCGCUCUCACAACCCAGAGCCCACUCCCGCUACCCUCCUCACUUCCGUCAAGAUCGCUCUCAAUAAUUCCGGCCUUUCGGAUUGUUGGUCUGACUUGGCCGGUGUGCUGCUUUGGGUAUCGUUGACAGUUGGAGCAUCGAGUCGCAAGGAAGAUAAAGUGCUGAAGAGAUGGUUCGCCGCGCUGUCGAUGAGGGCGACAAUAAUGCUUUGCCAUGAACACCCGGAAGCUAUUAAUGCGACGAUGUUGAAAAUGAGCGAGGUGAUUGAAGCAUUGGAGGUGGAAGAGAAGGGCAAGACUGUGGUCAAGGAGGCGAAGAAGAGGAAGUUUUGAGGACGUAAUGUUUGACCAAGGAAUGGUUGAUGAGGAGAUGGGUGUCAUCUUGUAAAUAUAUCUCCUUGCAUACUUUUCCUAAGCUCAAGGCUGCCAUGGUUGUUAUAUCCAGGUUUGGUUUGUCGAAGCGUGGUCACUAGGUUGAAAUUGGAAUUAGGACGCUGGUCGGACCUAUGCGAGCGACGCGCUCUUUGCUUGAAAGACGUUAUUUUAAAUGAAAGCUUCUACUUUUUGUC